AUGCGCGGAGAAAUAUGUGUGGGCUUUGCAUCGUUCCUGGCAUUUACCUCUUUGCUGCUACUCAUAUUCGUUCAUGUUGGUCAAAUAACUACAUCUACAGUUCCUCGUGGAAUAUGGAUGGUUGAAGUCAACAUGUCAACAUAUGGAGCGUCUCUCCAAAGCGCAAUAUUCAAUCCUAUCAUGGGCCUCUACACAAGUAAUGCGAGCGCACCACUACAGGCUGGCCUGGGGUUGCGACAAUUUUACAAAUUUGGCUUGUAUUCGUACUGUGGAUACAUUUCCGAAAAAGAAGGCACCUGCGGGAACCAUACAGUUGGGGAACAGUUCACGCCGUUCGACGCCGUCAUUUCUGACAUGCUUCCACAAAAUUAUUCGAUACUCACAGCUAACCUAAUACCAGGGAAUGUAACCCUUCGUGAUUCCAAGUACCUUGGCCAGUCUACGAAAGCGGCGUACUGGAUGUUGCUUUUGGGGACCCUAUGUGCUGCGCUUACAUUGCUCACUGGCAUUGCCAAGAAUCAUUUCACAUUCUUCGUUUCCACCAUUUUUGCCAUUGCCGGGAGCCUUCUGCUUUUAAUUGGGGCCAGCAUAUGGACUGUCCUCAUAAAAAAGUCAGAGUCGGUGAACCACCUUCUUAUUCCGGGAACGCAAAUUCCGAGUGGCAUCAGUGUUUCUGUGGGACCUGGGCUGUUUCUCACCUGGGCGGCCUUCGUUGCGCUUGUCGUGUCCAUCAUUCCAUACAUGAUCAGUUGCUGCACCUACCGAGGAUGA
This is a messenger RNA of Laccaria bicolor S238N-H82, 771 nucleotides long. RefSeq lists its product as uncharacterized. The record is from RefSeq and is a predicted model, not a curated record. Lineage: Eukaryota; Fungi; Basidiomycota; Agaricomycetes; Agaricales; Hydnangiaceae. Gene Ontology annotation, cellular component: cell cortex of cell tip; plasma membrane. The transcript has 7 exons. Gene Ontology annotation, biological process: fungal-type cell wall organization. The coding region runs from base 1 to 771 and encodes 256 amino acids.